Molecule: messenger RNA, 4767 nt
Organism: Betta splendens (Siamese fighting fish)
Lineage: Eukaryota; Metazoa; Chordata; Actinopteri; Anabantiformes; Osphronemidae
Gene: cnksr2a
Product: connector enhancer of kinase suppressor of Ras 2a
Exons: 24
Coding region: 95-2971 (958 amino acids)
Biological process (GO): regulation of signal transduction
Cellular component (GO): membrane; cytoplasm
Molecular function (GO): protein binding
Source: RefSeq, a predicted model, not a curated record
GGGCGGGUCGGGGGGAGGCGUGAUCGGCUGACAGAGCGUUGUUGUGGGGUCCCGCCGCUCACGCGCAACGGAGAGUCCGCGCAAAGUUUCCUCGAUGGCGUUGGUGAUGGAGCCGGUGAGCAAAUGGAGCACGAGCCAGGUGGUGGACUGGAUGAAAGGUCUGGACGACUGCUUGCAGCAGUACGUGUGUGUGUUUGAGCGCGGAGGUGUGUGUGGGGAGCGGCUGCUGAGGAUCAGCCACGCCGAGCUCGAGGAACUAGGAGUGUCUCGCAUCGGACACCAGGAGCUGAUCCUGGAGGCCGUCGACCUGCUCUGCGCUCUGAAUUCAGGUCUGGAGACGGAGAGUGUCCGGACUCUGGCUCACAAACUUGGGGCCUCGGCCAAGAACCUGCAGAACUUCAUUUCCAGCCGCCGCCGGAGCAGCCAGUCGGAGAGCCGGAGCUCGCGACGACUACCAAACGAUCUGCUGACCUCCGUGGUCGACCUCAUCACGGCCGCCAAGAGCCUGCUCGCCUGGCUGGACAGGUCUCCCUUCGCCGCCGUGGCCGACUACUCCGUAACCCGGAAUAAUGUCAUUCAGCUCUGCCUGGAGCUCACCACCAUUGUACAGCAGGACUGUACGGUGUUUGAGACGGAGAACAAAAUCCUUCACGUGUGUAAGACUCUGUCCGAGGUGUGUGAGCACAUCGUGUGUGUGUCUUCAGACCCGCUGGUCUCCCAGUCGGCCCACCUGGAGCUGGUCCACCUCACCAACAUCAAACCCUCUGAAGGCCUGGGAAUGUACAUCAAGUCCACUUACGAUGGCCUGCAUGUGAUCACAGGAACUACUGAAGGGUCUCCAGCUGACCGCUGUAAGAAGAUCCAUGCAGGGGAUGAAGUCAUUCAAGUCAAUCACCAGACGGUGGUGGGCUGGCAGCUGCGCAACCUGGUGGGCUCGCUGCGGGCCGACAAGGGCGUCGUGUCCCUGACCCUGAAGAAGCGUCCGCAGAGCACGCUCAGCUCCGCCCCGGCGCUGCUCAAGAACAUGCGCUGGAAACCCCUGGCUCUGCAGCCAACCAGAAGCCCAGGCAGCAGUUCAGCCACGCCCUCAGGCACGCCCACCAAGAGCUCCGCCCUCCAGGACCUCUACAUCCCCCCUCCACCUGCUGAGCCAUACACACCCAGAGAUGAGACAGGAGACGAAGCAUCUCGUAACCACGGUGGCGUCAGCCUCGCUAAGCGCUCUGAGUCACCAAACUCCUUCCUGGACCAAGAGUCUCGCCGGCGAGAGGAGGAGGAGCCUGUGUACUGCACCACGCCCACUUAUGGCAGGCUGAGGCCCAUCUCCAUGCCUGUGGAGUGUAACUGGGUGGGCGACUAUGAAGACCCGGCCAAGCUGAACAGAGAGAGCCGCAGAGAAGCGUCGCUGAUGCGCUACGUGGGACUGUCCGGCGGGGACGAGAGGACCAGCUCGGACGACUACUCGUCCCACACGGCCCGGCCAGGCAAACGCUCCAACGACACGGCCAAGCGCACCAAGAGGCGGAGCCACCACAGCCAAAGCCCCUCCCACUACGUCCUCCAGACCAAUCAGAGGGAGUCUCCUCCCCGAGACCAGGCCUCCAUCUACCACACCUACCAGCAGUCGUCCUCCUCGCUGCAGUCAAAGAACAGGAAGAAGAAUAAAGGACGGAGCUUGGCCUCCCUGAGUCGGAGGCGUGUGUCCUGCAAAGCGCUGGGCAGAGGAGACUGCGAGGGCUGGUUGUGGAGAAAGAGAGACGCCAAAGGUUACUUCUCUCAGAAGUGGAAGAAAUACUGGUUUGUUCUCAAGGACAACUGCUUGUACUGGUACAUCAACGAGGAGGACGAGAAGGCCGAGGGUUUCGUCAGUCUUCCAGAGUUUAAGAUCGACCGGGCCAGCGAGUGCCGCAAGAAGUACGCGUUCAAAGCCUGUCACCCCAAGGUCAAGAGCUUCUACUUUGCAGCAGAUGGAGUGGACGACAUGAACAGGUGGCUGAGUCGUCUCAACACGGCGGCCGUGGGCUACGCCGAGCGCGAGAGGAUGCGCCAGGAGCAGGAUUACUGGAGCGAGAGCGAGCAUGAGGAUGACACCACCUCCAGCCCCAAGCAGGACAGCCCCCCACCUCCGUACGAUACCUACCCACGGCCUCCCUCGAUGAGCGCCUACUUGGAAGGCCGCACCACUCGUCUGUCCUCCACGGAGACGUCCCGCUCUCGCUCGUCCCAGGAGGACUUCCUGUGCGGCGAGCCCACGGUGGCGGCGGAGCCCCAGUAUCACCCCGGUCCUCUUGGAGGCAGCACGCACAGCGGGAGGAAGCCGGGGGGCAGCAGCAGCAGCGACGUGCAGUACAGAUGUGACCCAGUAGAGUACCGGUCCAGCCCAGCAGGGGGCAGCAGCGAGACAGGGUCCCCUGGACGGUCUUCGUCAUCUCAGAGACGCUCCUGGCAGGACCUGAUAGAGACACCUCUGACUGAGGCUGGACUGCACUACCUUCAAACUGGGCCCCUGGAGGAUGCCGUCUUCGCGGAGCCCGGACCGGUCGGCGCGACUAUGAUGGCCGGAGCCGUUUACACUCUUCCGGCACAGCGGAAUGUCCCGUUGCCCAUGGCGAUGCAGAGGCUGAUUCCUAUGGCAACCCAGGGAGGGAAACCCCGCAGCUUCACGCUGCCGCGAGACAGCAACCUGCACGCGCUGCUGGCGCCGCCGGCGAAGGACGAGCACCAGCCGCACAACGGUGGCAGCGAAGGCGCGUCCCUGGGCGACCUGUUUCGUGCCUGCGAGCAGGGCGGCGUGUGCCCUUUGGGCCGCGGGUCCGAAGCCAGAGGUCAGUCCGAGUUCAGGCAGUCCUUCCUGCGACGGGCCGCCGACCCUCAGCUCAACGAGCGGCUGCAUCGCCUCCGCAUUCUCACGUCCACGCUGAAGGAUGUCCCGCCCCUGGACGCAGAGCUCCCAUCGGGAUGUUCAAAUUAGCCUGACGGACAGAGAGAGCAGCCAAUGAGAAGCGUCCAGCACUUAAGCAAAUUGAGUCUUGUAUCUCUGUCGUGUGUGUGUGUGUGUGUGUGUGUGUGUGUGUGUGUGUGUGUGUGUGUGUGUGUGUGUGUGUGUGUGUGUGUGUGUGUGUGUAUUCCUGCUGGCUCCCCUUGUUUUGAUUAUGAACACUACUUCCUGGUUUGGAAGAGACUUGAGCUGUUAUUAAAGCAGCUCACACACACAUUGACUCAGACCUGCCUGCGCUGCUGCCUUGGUGUCCUGCUGCUGCCUGCUGUUUUGUAUUGUACUGUUCUGUAAGGUGUUGUAUAUAAGCUGGUCUUGUAUAGCUGUACAGAGAGGAAGUGAGCUGUGUGUCAGUGAGGAUGCUUUUAUUUUUCCAGCCAUGUCAGGACAUAGAAGGGCGAAACUGCCUCAUUCACAUAACACUCACGAAGAGUUUGUUUCUGUAACGCUGUUCAGCUCAGACUGUGACUCACACAGACGCAGACGCAUCUGUCCAGUCUAUAACCCAAUUAGUAGGAAACAUAAUAACAAACUAACAAAUACAAAUGAAUAAAUGACUGUAGAGACACAAAUAGAUCCCAUGUGUCACACUAUAUCUCUGUUUUACAACUGUACUGUAUAUGUUACAACCCAACCACCCUGUUAGCAGGGGCCGCCAGGCUCAACCAAAGAUUUAAGGACCUGUUGCUCCUAAACAGACAACUCAGUGGUCACAUCCUCUUUUAAACACAUCCAGAACCAGAUUGGAAGCAGCCUGUCUGCUUUGGUUCCAUUAUUCUGUUAUUAAAGGUUUAUUAUCAGCUGUUUAUAAAGACUAAACCAUUUGCUGCUGUGAUGUUCCUAUUACCUCCACGGUGAUUGUGUCUGUUGCCAGAUUAAAGCUCUUUAAGUAUAUGUCAUUGUCAACUUACAUUUCUGCAGACCACAUGCCUCCUGAUGUGUUUUCCAUUAUAGUUAUGUGUUCUGAAUAAGGUCAGCAUAACUACAGUAGUUAUUUAUUAUUUGGAGUGAGGACGCCAGGGUUAGGGUUAGCACGAGCCCGCUGGGCACAUGUAAAACUGUAAUCUAACUGUAAGGAGACAAAAGAUACUGGAAAAUACACAAACGUGGAAGCAAAAAACUUAAAUCAUGCGGCACGAGCUGCUCUGAGCUUUUCAGAGCCAUAAAAAGAAAAGACUGGCCUUUAACGUUCAAGGCGAAGGAGGUGGACCUGGUUGCCUUAUUAUGGAUGACUCGCUGAAAGGGGAACGCGGACGUGAUGUAAACAUUUGAAUCUGGUCGGGCAGGGAGGCUCCAGACGUUCAGUAAAUGUGCAACUCAAUGAAAACCCGUGCUGUGCUUGAGCGAGGCCUGCAGCAGCUGCUUUACCUGAAAAUAUGGGAAUCUUCUGUGUUUUAUGUCCAACAGUGGAAUGUGCAGCUGCUUUGUGAAGUUUGUACAACCUUCACAUCAAAGCAUGUAAAACUAGACGUUUACUGACAUGCAGUUCUCUGUGAUGUAAAACCCCUUCUGCUGUUGUUGUGGGGAGCUGAGGGUGGACUCUCGUUUGUACUGUACUGCGUUUCAGGCCUGCCCCAUGGUUAGACAUGGAAAAGAGCACAAUGAGAAGCCAGACGAUGGAGGAAACACACAAAGCCAUUACAGCAGAUGUGCAGGCAGCCCCGCAUCCCGUCGCCUCUGUAUCUGCACUAUGAUAAAGCCUUGAUGCUCCGUAUGCACAGUCUGAAGUCUGUAUUUGCCUCUGCCAAUAAACAUCUAAAUGUGCAAACACA